UGAUCGAAUCGCGUACGCUUCCGUCCCACGGAUCACAAGCCGGCGCACAAACUCUUCCGCCACAAUUUGCCCCAAGCGCGACGCUUUAUUUUGCGUCUAAAGCAACUAGCCUCCUCCAGGACUGUCCCAGGAACACUUUUGGCAUUUCGCUAGUGCCUGGAUCAACAGCAAGCGCAAGGUUUUUCUCGCAGUGGCGGGAGAGGAGAACAGAGACAAAAUCCCACGAGACCUAAAGCCAUAGUGUUGUGUUGACGCAGUCUAUCCAUUGGGAAGACUGGGCAGUUCUCGCAGUCAGGCUCAACUAGACAGACACCCUAGCAAGCCUAGGUACCUUAGUCUUAAAGGCAUUCCAGCUUAGAAUUUCAGUCUCGACCCAAUCACAGCCACCGCUCAACUUAGACUUACGGCACCCAUGGCAUCGCUCAACGUCAUCGCCCUUGUCUCGGGAGGCAAGGACAGCUUCUAUUCGCUGCUGCACUGCCUUGCUAACGGCCAUCGGGUUGUGGCCCUGGCUAACCUGCACCCUCCACCCCUCCCGGCUGACAAGGCCGACGCCGACCUCAACAGUUUCAUGUACCAGACGGUCGGCCACGAAGUGAUCCCGCUGUAUGCAGACGCCACGGGGCUUCCACUCUACCGUCACGCCAUCACCGGUGGCGCCGGGGAUUCGAGAAGGGACUACGGCGGGUUUGUGGCGCACCACGAUGAGGACGAGACCGAGAGUAUGGUACCGCUGCUGAGGAGGGUUAUGGCCGCUCACCCAGAGGCCAACGCGGUUUGCGCCGGCGCCAUACUCAGCACCUACCAGCGCACGCGCGUAGAGUCAGUGGCGCUGCGGCUGGGGCUUGUGCCGCUCGCGUACCUGUGGAAGUACCCAGCCAUCGCGGGGCCUGCGUCACUUGGCCCUGUCCUCGGCGGCGACGGCGCCCACCUACUGCGAGAUAUGGCGGCUGCCGGUCUUGAGGCACGCAUAGUCAAGGUGGCGAGCGGCGGCCUUGAUGAAGAGUUUCUCUGGGAGGACGUCGCUAGCCUCAAGGGCGUUGCGAGGCUCGUGAGGGCCAUGUCUCGAUUCGGGUGCGGAACCGCCGGAGAUGGCGCCGUACUGGGUGAAGGUGGUGAGUUCGAGACCUUGGUUGUUGACGGACCCGGGUGUCUGUUCAGAAAGAAGAUUCUCGUCCAAGAUCAAGACAAGAGGGUCAUCAAGGAAGGCGGCGGCACCGCGUGGCUUCGCGUAGCCAAGGCUGAGGUUGUGGAAAAGCCCGCCCAAGACGAUGGUGAUGAUGGGCUGGAGAAGCUUCGAUCUCUGGUCAGAUUUCCUAAGCUGCUGGACGAGCGAUUUUCUGGGGUCUUGGCAGCCGUUUCCUCGGCGUCUAGCGAAGCAUCUGGCCUGGUCCAAGACCAGAAGAAUCUCGAUAACUGGCCUGGAAGCAACACGCUCGGCCAUGGCUGCUCCAGACUCGAGCAGUGGAAUUUCGUGGCGGGCACGGGCACUGCCUCGUCUGUCGUAGAGGAAACUCAAAUCAUCACGGAUAAGAUUCGUGGGCGUCUGACCGCGCGGGGAAUGUCUGCCACCAACAUAAUCUCGGCAACUAUAGUUCUACGGCGCAUGGCCGACUUUCCUGCUGUCAACGCCGUAUAUGGCCUUCUCUUUGUAGCCCCGAAUCCGCCUUCUCGAGUCACCAUAUCGAGUGGGGAUCUGUUGCCUUCGGGCUGCGAUAUCUAUAUUUCCUUGUCCAUUUUGGACGUGCCAAACCCAGCGAUUAUGGACACGAGUGUGAGGGAUGGCCUGCAUGUGCAGUCCCGUUCUUACUGGGCACCGGCCAACAUUGGUCCCUACAGUCAAGCCAUAACAUUGCCCCUUAGUAUCAUUGCACAGCCCAAUACGAGGCGUCAUCAAGGUGAUGAUGCAGUAAUAUCAAACCAGUCAUCGGCCUCAGGUUCCAGAAUAGUUCUCAUCGCUGGCCAGAUUCCCCUCAUCCCUGCAACUAUGGAGCUUCCCCGUCCUGUUGAUCAAGACACCGAACUCGAUGCCUUCACAUUCAACGCAACACUGUCGUUGCAGCAUCUCUGGAGGAUAGCCCAGGACAAGGAUGUACAGUGGUGGAGCAGUGCUGUGGCAUAUGUUUCAAAAACUGACAAUGUGGAGACUGCUCAACGAAAGGCGAUUGCCGCUGCCACAGUGUGGGCCAAGGCUCACGAUGUUGGAGGAGAUGGUGAUGAUGCAAGCGAUGACGACAGUGGCCCUGACAUUUGGGACAGAAAGUAUAAUCCAGCUUUCAUGGAUUACAAGGGUCAGCAGGACCAAAGCAGCUGCAAUCUUCCCGACUUUGAAGUCAUCAACCAGCCAAGCACCAUGGGGCAACCAGUGCAAGCCGUGACCACUGUGCCUCCUUUCUUCCUGGCCGAGGUUGAGGAGCUUCCACGCCAGUCGGAUGUCGAGUGGCAUGCCCAAGCCGGUUUUUCGAACCUCGAGGCCCGAAGUGUUACUUUGCGCAGCCUCUCGACGCCAUCGAGUGAGGCUUCUGGCCAGCGGUCAAGGUCUUGGGACGCCCAUCAGACUCUUGUCAAGAUUCGGGAAUCAGCUUUUGUUCAAACCUCUGUGGCUAUCAAGCGUGGUGCCACACUGGGAGAUACACAUAUCGCUGCCGAGUCUCUUGCGGAUGAUAUAAGGUCUGUCGUGCGUUUGCUAUCACAACCCGCGGCUAGGAGCGAAUCCAAUUCUGAUAUGCCACUCGAGGAUAAAACCAAUGAUUACCAACUCCUGUAUUUCGACACGUCACUCGCUACUGUUUCUCAACUGGCCGAAUCAUGUACGGUCAUCCCCUGUCGGUCAUUAUGGAAUGGUCGAGGCGAGCGGGUAGCUGCCGUUGCUUUUAGCAGGCAAGUGAUGAGCAUUGAUAACUAGCUAUCAAAAAGUUGUUUGCUCGAUAAAAGAACAAAAAAACAACAAGAAUCUAGAUCUAUUCAGGUCUAAGGUCUUUUGUAUGGAUAUCCCGUUGAUGAUGACACACUUCUUUAUCCAAGUUCUAUUGCUCCUUGGCCAGUCAAAGCUGUGCACAUCAUAUAACCAACAACGGCUUUUAUAAUAAAGAGGACUUGUUCCCAGACACGAACCCAGGGGGUUCGAUUAGAGCCUUUGUUGCGUCCGAUCCUUUAGAGACUUCCAGAAUUCGCAUCUGCUGAUCUCGUCCAAAGGAACCUGCUCCAUGCGUGUAUUGUUCGUCUCCAAAACCAGCCUUACACGGCUGUUACUCCCCGCGGUGCUGUUUGUGCCAUUCCUGUAUAUAUACGAUUCCCAGGUCGGCGCAUCGGCAUUCUUGAGUACGUUGGGCGACAGGGUCUUGACAAAGGAUAUCCAGUAGUCCAUGACAACGGGUACGAUCGGAGCGUUGUAUGUUUUGUAGCUGGCCGGCGCCUGGCCAAGGACACUGUCCGGACCGAACACAGCCCCGACCUCGGCUGUGUGCUGAACGCCAAGACCGCGGGACACAGCCUCCUUGUCUUGGACGUUGUAGCGGUAAGCCCAGGUCUUGUUCCUGCUGUUGGGAAAGUUGGAAGACACGUCAUCCAGCACGUUGACCGUGGGGCAGAUAAAUGUUGCUUCGCCAUAGGCCUUGGAUGUCGAUGGAAACCAUGGCCUGUGCUGGGGGAGCGAGGACAUUAACGGGUAGCGAUCUGCAAUGUCCUCGAGGUCCCGCUCCCGCAAACUGGGGUAGUUGUUGUGCAGAAACUCGAGCAUCUCAUCCUUUGUCUCGGCAUUGAAGCCGAAGACGGAGCCCUCUUUGACAGCAAAAUGUCAGCUUGGCGUGAUAAACAGGGUUUUGGGACAUCGGGCUCAUCUCACCGUCGCUAGUUGCUCCAACCAUCAAGGGGACGUCUAUGUUCUUUCCCUCAUCAAACAUGUCGUAGGGCAGCUUCCUGAUCAGAUCGCCGUCGAUACACGGCGUCCAGUAGAAAAGGGGUAGCGGGGGUUGGGUCCUCCCCGGGAAAGGCGACGCUUUGUUGGCCGCCUGGAGAGCCAGUGUGCUUUUCCCUCUAAGGCAGGUCAUAUUUCGGUCAGGCCCGCCAUUGCAACCGACGCCCUUCACCAGGCGGUCGAACUGCCACUCGAGAUCGGAAAGAUACGGCUGGGCGGGGAAGAACAUGGACUCCACGAUAGCCCCGGUAAAUAGCUUAUCGUCACGACCGCCAUACGCAGCCAGUUGGAGCGCGGCCGAUCCGGCGCCUGCCGAGAGGCCUGAGAUAACAACGUGGUUGGGAUCCCCGCCGAACUGGAAAAAGGCCCGCAGGUCAGAUUUGUCCUCUCGGGAAGUACGUCAAUAGCUAAGAAUCUUGGAAUUACCUUGGAAAUAUGCUUUUGGAUCCACUCCAUCAGUAAUCGCUGGUCGAGCAGGCCCGUAUUCAGAUCGCCAUCUUUCUUGACCUGCUCGCCGGCGAGGAACCCAAAGAGGCCGACUCGGUAGUUGAAGUUGACAAAUACUAUGCUCUUGUUGC
Messenger RNA from Pyricularia oryzae 70-15, 4494 nucleotides. RefSeq names its product meiotically up-regulated 71 protein. Bases 413 to 2905 code for a protein of 830 amino acids. Gene Ontology annotation, biological process: protein histidyl modification to diphthamide. The transcript has a single exon. Gene Ontology annotation, molecular function: diphthine-ammonia ligase activity. Lineage: Eukaryota; Fungi; Ascomycota; Sordariomycetes; Magnaporthales; Pyriculariaceae. The record is from RefSeq and is a predicted model, not a curated record.